GGCUGCACCCUCGGAAACCUCCAGAGAGAAAACCCACAGGGUAUGGCCACGGCUGAGUGGCAGAGCCGGGGGUCCCCUGUGUUCCCUUUGUCUUCCCCAGCCCAGGCCAUCACCCUCAUGGACACCAUGAAUGAUCUGUACAUGGAGUUCAACGCAGCCGUGCGCAAGGCUGAAUCCAGCCAGGAAUACCGGGACAACUUCCACUUCAAAACGCUGCAUUUCCUGCUGACCCAGGCCCUGCAGAAGCUGAGGAACACUCAGAGACCACCAUGUUACCACGUGUACCGGGGCGUGUGCGGGCUCCGGUUUGAGGCAGAGCAAGAUGACACUGUGAGGUUUGGUCAAUUCACGUCGGCGUCACUGAGCACAAAAAGUGCCCAGACAUUCGGGGUACACACGAUGUUCCACGUGCAGACCUGCCACGGCACGGAAAUCCAUAAUUUCUCCAAGUAUCCUGACGAGAAGGAGGUGCUGAUCCCACCCUUCGAGACCUUCAAGGUCAUUGAAGUCAGCCAGGAAGGGGACAAGGUGUUGAUCCAGCUCCGCUCCAGCGGGACCUUCAGCAGAUACAACUGCGAGUGGCUGCGAGGUGGGAGCAUCCCCAUGGCCCCCCUCCACCUUGGAGGACUCCUCCUGGCCACCACAGCUCUGGCAGUGGCAACUGGGAUCCUCUGA
Molecule: messenger RNA, 675 nt
Organism: Lonchura striata (white-rumped munia)
Lineage: Eukaryota; Metazoa; Chordata; Aves; Passeriformes; Estrildidae
Source: RefSeq, a predicted model, not a curated record